AUACGAUCCAUUGUCUAACAAAAAAAAAAAAAAGACUUAGAUCCAUUCCUCCUUCAACUAACACUUGUCUGCCUCCUCUUGUUCUCACAUGCUACUCUCUCUCUUUCUUUGUUUCCUUCCUUAACUUGCAUCUGUCUUUGUCUGAUUUUUUGUUUCUUGCCUUCUCUUGGCCGCUGCAUCAUCACCACAACCCUCUUUCCUUUUAAGGAAACUAUGGCUGGCAGAGAAAUCCUCAGUAAAAUGAAGGAAAAAGUACAAGAAAAAGUUGGCUUAGGUUCCACAGCUGAAUCUGGAAAAGGGAAAAGUAAGAUGUCAAAGAACAUAACACAUGGUUACCAUUUAGUUAAGGGGAAAGCGCAUCAUCCCAUGGAAGACUAUGUUGUUGCAGAAUUUAAGCAAGUUGGUGACCGCGAGCUUGGUUUAUUUGCUAUAUUUGACGGUCAUAUGAGCCAUGUUAUUCCUGAUUAUUUGAAGUCACAUUUGUUUGAUAACAUCUUGAACGAGGCUGACUUUUGGACAGAACCAGAGAAUGCAAUUAGGAAAGCAUAUAGUAUAACGGAUACAAAUAUAUUGGAAAAAGCAGUUGAUUUGGGCCGAGGGGGUUCAACAGCAGUCACAGCAAUAUUGAUCAACUGCCAGAAGCUAGUAAUAGCAAAUGUUGGUGAUUCUCGGGCUGUUAUCUGUAAGAAUGGUGAGGCUAAACAGCUGUCAGUUGAUCAUGAGCCCUCCACAGAAAAGGAGAGCAUUGAAAAUAGAGGUGGUUUUGUGUCAAACUUUCCAGGGGAUGUUCCACGGGUUGAUGGGCAGUUGGCUGUGGCAAGGGCAUUUGGUGACAAGAGUUUAAAGAAACAUCUUAGUUCAGAUCCAGAUGUGACGGUAGAGAUGAUUGAUGAUGAUACAGAGUUAAUAAUAUUGGCAAGUGAUGGUUUAUGGAAGGUAAUGGCGAACCAAGAAGCUGUCGAUGCUAUCAGGAACGUUAAGGAUGCUCGGGCUGCAGCAAAGCACCUAACCGAGGAAGCUGUUAAGAGGAACAGCAAAGAUGACAUUUCCUGCAUUGUUGUAAGAUUUUAGUGGUCUGUCCUGCUUUCAUUUGAUAACAAACUCUUUGCCAAUGAUGUGCAAGCACCUCUGUUAUGUUAAUAGAAUGUUAAUGCAUAUUUUGUGUUAUGUCAGAAGCUUUCUAUACAUAAGCAAAAUGUACUGAAGCUGUCUAAUGAACUAAAUUAGAUUGGGAUGUGACCAACAGAUU
Molecule: messenger RNA, 1249 nt
Organism: Durio zibethinus
Lineage: Eukaryota; Viridiplantae; Streptophyta; Magnoliopsida; Malvales; Malvaceae
Product: putative protein phosphatase 2C 39
Biological process (GO): protein dephosphorylation
Molecular function (GO): protein serine/threonine phosphatase activity
Source: RefSeq, a predicted model, not a curated record